Molecule: messenger RNA, 409 nt
Organism: Rubroshorea leprosula
Lineage: Eukaryota; Viridiplantae; Streptophyta; Magnoliopsida; Malvales; Dipterocarpaceae
Source: the annotation of a GenBank genome assembly
AAACUCACUUUUUUUUAAGGUUUUAAUCUUACAGUUUGGUGUAGGACGAAACUGGAAGGUAGUUUUUUUUUUUUUUUUUUUUGUUUUUCGUCCGGUAUCCGAAGUUUCGCCUCGAUUAAUCCGGAUUCGACCCGCGUCGUGCACUUGAAAAUGGUAGUGUGAAUGAAGAUGUUUAAAUUUUGGGUUUUGGGGGAAAAUGGGUCCUCGAAAGGUAGAAGUUCUCUUGUUUUGCACACCAGCUGAAUGGUAUGUUAUGUGCUGGGGUUUCGACAAGCUAUACUGGAAGGAUGCAGACUGUUUGGCUGGUUGUGCUUCCUCUGGAGUUGCAGCCUCAUCUGAUCUCCAUGCUUUUCCUGUACUAAGCUACUAAGUUAUCAUUAAUAAAUGAAUAUAAAGAGGGUAUUUUAUU